Cydia fagiglandana is the source of this 3400-nucleotide messenger RNA. RefSeq lists its product as uncharacterized. The transcript has 7 exons. The record is from RefSeq and is a predicted model, not a curated record. The coding region runs from base 46 to 1638 and encodes 530 amino acids. NCBI's taxonomy places the organism in Eukaryota, Metazoa, Arthropoda, Insecta, Lepidoptera, Tortricidae.
CAAGGAGAAUCAACAUAAUCUACCCGGACUAUGUAAGAAGACAAAAUGCUGCACAGAACUUCCUCUUCUUCACGGCGCCGCCGCGCGUCCCGAAGCGCAGCGACGUCUCCACAAGCUAGAUCCCCUAGAUCAUCAACUCAGCCCUCAAGAAGGGCGUCACUAGCGACCACAGAGACUGACGAUGAGCUAGACACCCCACCUCCACCGAGAAGCCCUCGAGCCAGCUUAGCUCCAGACGCUGCGGAAACCUACCAUAGAAGCCCCAGACAUUCUUUAGUCCCCGACGCUGCCAGAUCUCCAAGGGGCUCAAUAGUACCAGAAUCAGCACUCCAACCGAGGAACAGCCUAGCGCCAACCAGAAAUAACCUCGGCGUCGACAUCCCUUAUGGAUCCAGACUAAGUUUAAAUCCUCAAGAUUUCAACAGAAGUCCGCGAAACAGUUUAACUCCAGACAUGAGCGCGAGGAGCCCUCGUCGAAGCCUCGUGCCAGAAGCAACUGGCUGGAAUCAGCCAAGGAAUUCACUAGUGCCUGAUGUUGGAAGAAGUCCACGGCAUUCCGUCGCGAGCAUACAAAUAGAUCCAGCGAGGAGUCAGAAAGAACUGGGUCCCAGUCCAAGAACGAGUCCUAGAGGGAGUAUAGCUGAAGUUAAAGAGAAAGAGGAUAGACCAAAUAGGACACAUAGAGGUUCCUUAGUGCCAGAUCCUCAGAGGAGUCCAAGGGGAAGUAUUGCGGCUUCAGAGAGGAGUGCUAGGGGGAGUCUGGUGACUGGAGAGCUGGAAGCAGCCAGGGUCAGUCCGAGAGGCAGCCUGACGUUGACGUUCCAAGAGCCGUUGGUGUCAAGGGAGAGAAGGGCGAGCGAGGAUAGCCAAGCAGCUGGGUCGCGAGGCCGCAGCGUGUCACCCUACAGGGCUUCGGUGGCGGGCCGCCAGGGCGGAGUCUCCGAGUCGGGCUCUAGGAGGGCCUCCAGCUCGGUCAGUCAGGUAUCAGGCGACGAGCAGCGUCGCCUCUGCGGAGAACAGGCCAAGUACAACGAACGCAGCCUCGGACUUGGCGUCGGGUUGACCACGUACGGCUCCGUGGCGUACCAGCUGAAGGAUGCCAAUAUGGAGGCGUCGGGGACUAUGGACUUCGUGUGCCGAGCGGCUAAAAUUAUGAACAGGACAAUUCUCAUGACUGUCUUCCUGGCUUGUCUCUCCACGUUGCCCGUCAUCAUGAUGAUAAUGGGCGUUCAAUACAUCCGCGACUGUCCCGCCGAGCCCAGGAUCCCGGUGUACAUGGUGGUCGGCGGCGCGGCGGGCGGCGCCGGCAUCUGCUGGCUGCUGUGGGCUCAGCUCGCAAGCAGAUCUUCCACGUCUGAUGCCAGCGUGCCAGAGAAAAUACUGGGGUACACCUUGACGAUAUUCCUCAUGGGAUGGUUUGGAUUCGGCAACCUCUGGACGCUCGGCAUCAUGUGGCCCGACUUCGCGCCGACGCUCUUCGAGCCCAACAAGUGGUGCCAUCCGACGCUGUACGUGUUCGCGCUGACGCAGCUGGGCGUGGUGUGGGGGGUGCUCGCGUUGCUGGUACUGCUAUUUAUGGCGCUGGUUGUCUGCCAGGUAUUCGGUUGCGGCUGGCUCGGCCCGCCGCGGUACAAGUAGCAACGGCGGAGCGUCGUGCUAGAGCUCUGGCACCGCAACAUCAACAACACCAUGGACGUGGCCGGCGCGCUGCUGCCCUUCACCCAGCUGGCUCGGCCCGAGCUGACCAUCCACGUCCAGGAGGUGCUCACCCAAGCCGACAGAGACGCUAAAGUGAUCCCACAGAUCAAUGAACCCGAGAGUGAGAGAGUGAAUAAGCAGGCCUGAUGGUUGCUGGUCGUGUCGAAGCACGUGCAUUUUGAGGCGCGCGAUCAGAUUUAUUACUUCUGAGUAUGCUUGCUCAAGUUUAUUUGCGUGGUGACAACUUACAGUCUGGCAAAAAGGAGUAGAAAUUAAAGAGUGGCAACACUGUCGUCCCUUCCAAAUCAAUUUACAUAAGAGAAAGAACGGGACGACACUACAGUGUUGCCAGUUUUUAAUUUCUAAUCUAAUCUUUUUUGCCAGGCUGUAAAAGCCGCUGGAAGUUGCACGAGGAAUAAUAAAGGUUCCUUUUGUACCUUAUUGGUACGGAAUCCUAAAAACAGUCUGCUUGGAGUUUCCCUUUGAAGUAAGCUAGUUAGGAAACCAACAAAAAGGAAGUCGAACGCGCUACACAAUUCUCAAUUAGCUAGGAAUCGUUUGGAAGAAAGGGGUAAAAUACAAUUUUCGUCGGGUGACAAGCAAAAGUGACUAACUAACAUCAUUAAAAUUAUUGGACAGUAAACCGUGUUACAAGUGUAAUAAAGUGCAUUGUGACUUUAAUUUUUUGAUAGUACUUAGUGAGUUUUGCUUGUCACCCGACGAUUUACUGAUUUGACUGAAAUUGAAUUGAAAUUAAUUGAGGCUUGCAAAGUUUUAUGAAUAUUUAAUAUCUAAAAAAAAAAACGAAAAAUUUUGAGUGAUAUAAUUCAAGGUCUUUGCUUCAAAUUUUUGUUCUUCGUGUAACUUCUAGUGUUUUUGUAAGUUUCUUGCUGGUAUCGAACACGAUACGUAGUUUAUAUGUACAACGAAUAUUUAAUAGCGUUAGUUUUGUUGUAAAUAGUAGCUGGAUUAAACCAGCGAUGUAAAUUUGGAUUAUCGGUAUUAAAAACAUAUCUAGUGUUAUUUAUAAAUUCUAUAUAGUUUUAUAUAGAUUAUUUUGUGUGCACCAAUAUUUGUAUACCCACCUCGUAGCCGAUUCAGAUUUAACAACUUGUUACAGUUUUGAUCUCAUUUUGAUACGACCUAGAAUGAGAUUCGAGGUCCUUGGUACAAAAUAAAGUGAAAGUCGAGAUGCGCGCUAAUAGAGAAUAUAACGCAAAACUCUGCGUACGUGGCGGUGCUACCACUAUCUAUCACAAUCUGAGGGUCUACCCGCGAAACAAGAAAAUCGAAAUUUCGUCAUCUAACCUCUCUAUCACUCUUGCAUAUUCGAGCGAUAAAGAGGCAUGUAACUAAAUUUCGAUUUUCGCGUUUCCCGGUAGGCCCUUGUUAACAAACCGCCUUGAUGAAUGAAUGUCAUAUUUUAUUGUCUGUGAAAACUUAAAAAUAAAAACAGUUUAAGGCACAGUGUGUAUUAGUUACUCUAUGGUUUACUAGCUAGCUUAGUGCUGCGCUCUGGUGGCAGAACAUUGCAGUAAUACCCCCUAUUACAAAGGGUCACGUCACGGUCGUAUCAAAACCAGUUUAAACCACAACAAAUGGUUGAAUUAGAAUCGGCCUUGUAUCGAUAUUUUUGAAUGCGUGUUUGUCUUUAUCUUAAUGUUGUCAGAGUUAUCGUAGGUCGUGAUGAGGAUUACUCGAG